AUGGCGGCUGCUGCUGCUGCUGCUGCUGCUGCUGGAGAAAUUGCCGGACUUACUGCUUUGAUUGGUAACAUAUAUGGAGCUAUCAGAGCUCACGUUACUGGAAAAGCAGCUCUAGUAGCUCUUCUGAAAGAGUACCAACUCCGGCUGCACGAAGACGAGCCAUCCAUCAAGCAGGGUCUAAACCUUCGCCACUGCCAGCCUCACGCUAUGGACCUCUACGGAAAAUCCAUUGUCCUUGCAGAAUGGCUUGCUAGCAAACAUAUCAAGCUUACAAAUACUCAAGGUGGCCCAGCGAACCGACCCUGGUGGAAAUUCCGUUUCAAAUUCAGUGACAGGAAGAAGCGUGAUUUCGAGACUUUCCUUGGGAAAGUCCAACAUGCAUCCGAGAGACUAAUUGACUGUGUACAAAGCGCACCACUAGUAUUAAUUCAUUUCCUGAUUUGGAUUAAUGAUCCUGAACCUUAUCACUUUAUAGGGUAUCGCCCUUGCUGA
Penicillium brasilianum is the source of this 492-nucleotide messenger RNA. Lineage: Eukaryota; Fungi; Ascomycota; Eurotiomycetes; Eurotiales; Aspergillaceae. The record is from the annotation of a GenBank genome assembly.